Messenger RNA from Medicago truncatula (barrel medic), 2014 nucleotides. RefSeq names its product indole-3-pyruvate monooxygenase YUCCA6. The transcript has 4 exons. The record is from RefSeq and is a predicted model, not a curated record. Gene Ontology annotation, molecular function: NADP binding; flavin adenine dinucleotide binding; N,N-dimethylaniline monooxygenase activity. Bases 479 to 1771 code for a protein of 430 amino acids. Gene Ontology annotation, biological process: auxin biosynthetic process. Lineage: Eukaryota; Viridiplantae; Streptophyta; Magnoliopsida; Fabales; Fabaceae.
GAAGAGAGAUGCAAAGAGAUAUCACAAUUAUUCUUCUCAGUCCCUCUCUGUGAUCAAUGCUGAUUUAGCCUUUUAGUUAGUACUCAUCCUUCCCUUAAAUAACCCUCCUCCAUUGAAAACAACACACACACAAAGCACAAACACAAACUCAAGAAAUAUUUCAUUUUCACAAUUGAACCAAACCUUCUUUAGCUAAGAGGGCCAAAAGUUGCCACCAAUCCUCAAAACACUUCAUUCAUAACAGAGCCUUUUUCUCUUGAAACUCAACCUGCAGUUUUCAAACACAACAAAAAUCCAAAACCAACCAUAAAGAACUCAAUAUUUAAAGACAUUAAUUUUGUCUUUGUCCGGUUCAUUCUUAAACUUCACUUGCUAAAAUUUCCCUUUGCUCCUUAUUUUCUUUUUCAGUAUCAGACCUUGGCGCUUCGAUUCGUCAAAAGAGAAAGAAAAAAAUCUGUUUCAUUACAUAUUUUUCAAAAUGGACUGUUAUCUAAGAGAAUUAGAAGGAAAACAAGCACAUGAUCCUUUAUUCAUAGAAAAAAUGAUCAACAACAACAAGAAUUCAACUUCUUCAAGUGAUAGAUGUUUAUGGAUUCCAGGUCCAUUGAUAGUAGGAGCAGGACCAUCAGGACUAGCAGUGGCAGCAUAUCUAAAACAAAAAGGUGUUCCAAGUUUAAUACUAGAAAGAUCAAAUUGUAUAGCUUCACUAUGGAAGCUAAAAACCUACGAUCGUCUUCGUCUUCAUUUACCAAAACAAGUUUGUGAGCUUCCUUUAAUGGAAUUCCCUAGUGGUUUUCCAACAUAUCCAACAAAGCAACAAUUCAUAGAGUAUUUGGAAAGUUAUUCCAAAAAUUUCGAUAUUAGGCCUUGGUUCAAUGAGACAGUUAUGCAUGCUGAGUUUGAUGCUACACUUGGUUUUUGGAGGGUGAGAAGUGAGGGGAAGGCGGGAAUGGUCACCGAAUUUGUUUGCCGGUGGUUGAUCGUUGCAACCGGAGAGAAUGCUGAGGCGGUUGUACCCGAGAUUGAAGGAGUUGAUGAGUUUGUUGGUAGUAUUAGGCAUACUAGUUUGUAUAAAAGUGGUGAAGAGUUUAGAGGGAAGAAAGUUUUGGUUGUUGGAUGUGGAAAUUCAGGUAUGGAAGUUUGUUUGGAUCUUUGUAAUCAUGAUGCUGCUCCUUCUAUUGUGGUUAGAGAUUCUGUACACAUCCUACCAAGAGAUAUGCUGGGAAAAUCAACUUUUGGGUUGUCCAUGUGGUUGCUCAAGUGGCUACCCGUGCAACUGGUGGAUCACAUCCUUCUCACUGUGUCAUGGUUAAUGCUCGGCAACACAGAACGGUUCGGUUUGGUUCGGCCUCGGUUGGGUCCCCUUGAACUCAAAAAACUGUCUGGAAAGACACCGGUCCUAGAUGUGGGUGCCCUUGCCAAGAUUAAAAGAGGAGACAUCAAGGUACGUCCAGGCAUAAAGAGGUUAAAACGCUACACAGUGGAAUUUGCUGAUGGAAGUACAGAGAAUUUUGACGCCAUAAUACUGGCAACUGGUUACAAAAGUAAUGUACCCUAUUGGUUAAAGGAUAAGGGAAUGUUCUCUAAGGAAGAUGGAUACCCUAGGAAGCCAUUCCCUAAUGGAUGGAAAGGUGAAAAUGGCCUCUAUGCUGUUGGUUUCACUAAACGUGGACUACUUGGUGCAUCUAUGGAUGCAAAAAAUAUUGCUGAAGAUAUUGAACGGUGUUGGAAAGCUGAGGCAAAGCAUAUAUUUCCACAAUCAAAUUCAUGAUUAUCUGUUUAAUUAUUUAGGUCAAAUUAGAUGUUAUUACAUGAAUGGUGAUGGAGGAAUUUUGUUGUGCCAUUACAUAUGUGCAUAAUGUUAUCAAGGGUGUGGUGCUCCUCCUUGUCCAUAAAAAUGGAAAGAACAAAAAAUAUGGUCAGAAAAUGUUUCCUUUGGUGGUGUCCUUAAUUCGUGGAUUUAAUUAUAAGCCUUACUUUGAGAAUAUGUGAUGUUGAAAUUGAAGAGUGAAAA